Molecule: messenger RNA, 321 nt
Organism: Didymodactylos carnosus
Lineage: Eukaryota; Metazoa; Rotifera; Eurotatoria; Philodinida; Philodinidae
Source: the annotation of a GenBank genome assembly
AUGGCUGGAGUCAUUGGAGAUGACGAAGAACAACGUGUGAUAGAUCGUAUUCGAGCUAAUGCCUAUCGAGAAGCAAUGGAAGAAGGUGCAACGUUUAUCAAUCGAAAAUGGAUUGCUCAAAAACUGCAUCGUACUGAAAGGUGGGUUACAGACAACUGGAAAAAAGGAUAUGAACACUGCUUCACGAAGUUUGACGAUGGAAGACCGACAAAAUUGUCGGAAGAAAGCAAAAAUAUCAUAAGUGGAAAACAGUGGGAAAAGGCAAAGAAGCUGCAGGCGAGUUGCAAAGGAGAUUUUCGAGAAACGUGGGGAAGCCGUUAG